GCUCCAUCCCCCUUUGGGCUGCACAGUGUUUGCUGUGAUGGGUGUCAGUAUUGUUUUCUAGGGAAACGAAACUAGAAACUAGAAACUCAAUGAUGCUAAAGUGAGACCUGAAGCUGCAUCAGUACAACAGUUGAGCAUCAGACACAUGGGUGUUUUCUGAUUGUGUGCCAUAAAACCACCUGUCUACCUGCCGACACAUACAGCUGAGAAAACACUAAAGAUUAAACCAGAGAUGUUGCGAGGAAGAAGUUGGACCCCAGCUUGCAUCCUGCUUGUGGUGAUCACAUUAUGCAGCCUAACUGCUCACUGCCAAAAUCAACGCAAAGGUUCUACACACCUGAAAGACCUUAGACUCAUUCUAGUUGGAAAAACUGGAUCAGGAAAGAGUGCUUCUGGAAACACCAUCCUGGGGCGUGAAAAUGCCUUUCAAGAGGCCAUGUCACCUGAGUCUGUGACUAAAGGCUGUAAAAGAGAAGAAGUAAAAAUAGAUGGCAAGAGCAUUGUUGUCAUCGACACUCCGGGGCUGUUUGACACAAAAAAUAUAGAUGUGAAAGUAAAAAUUGAGGAGUGUAUUAAUAAGUCAGUUCCUGGACCUCAUGCUUUUCUGCUGGUGAUCAGUCUGAAGGCAAGAUGCACAGUUGAGGAGAAGGCAGCUGUGAAGUGGAUCCAGGAUAAUUUCGGCAAAGAUGCUUCUAUGUAUACCAUAGUCCUGUUCACACAUGCUGACUUACUAGGUGAUAAAUCUGUGGACGACUUCAUAAGUGAGAGUGUACAUCUACGAAGACUGACCGAUCAGUGUGGAGGAAGAUACCAUUCGCUCAUCAAUGACCAGAGACGAAGCAGAAUGCAGGUCCAAGACCUUCUAGAGAUGAUAGAGAAAAUGGUGAAGGACAACGGAGGAAAACACUACACCAAUGAGAUGUACCAGAAAGCCCAGAAGAAACAAGAGUUUUGGGGAGGAAAUCUGAGACUCAUUCUAGUUGGAAAAACUGGAUCAGGAAAGAGUGCUUCUGGAAACACCAUCCUGGGGCGUGAAAAUGCCUUUCAAGAGGCCAUGUCACCUGAAUCUGUGACUAAAGGCUGUAAAAGAGAAGAAGUAAAAAUAGAUGGCAAGAGCAUUGUUGUCAUCGACACUCCGGGGCUUUUUGACACAAAAAAUACACAAGCAGAUGUGAAAGUAAAAAUUGAGGAGUGUAUUAAUCAGUCAGUUCCUGGACCUCAUGCUUUUCUGCUGGUGAUCAGUCUGAAGGCAAGAUUCACAGAUGAGGAGAAGGCAGCUGUGAAGUGGAUCCAGGAUAAUUUUGGCACAGAUGCUUCUAUGUAUACCAUAGUCCUGUUCACACAUGCUGACUUGCUAGAUGAUAAAUCUGUGGACGACUUCAUAAGUGAGAGUGUACAUCUACGAAGACUGACCGAUCAGUGUGGAGGAAGAUACCAUUCGCUCAUCAAUGACCAGAGACGAAGCAGAAUGCAGGUCCAAGACCUUCUAGAGAUGAUAGAGAAAAUGGUGAAGGACAACGGAGGAAAACACUACACCAAUGAGAUGUACCAGAAAGCCCAGAAGAAAUUGUCCACAGGUUCUACACACCUGAAAGACCUGAGACUCAUUCUAGUUGGAAAAACUGGAUCAGGAAAGAGUGCUUCUGGAAACACCAUCCUGGGGCGUGAAAAUGCCUUUCAAGAGGCCAUGUCACCUGAAUCUGUGACUAAAGGCUGUAAAAGAGAAGAAGUAAAAAUAGAUGGCAAGAGCAUUGUUGUCAUCGACACUCCGGGGCUGUUUGACACAAAAAAUACACAAGCAGAUGUGAAAGUAAAAAUUGAGGAGUGUAUUAAUCAGUCAGUUCCUGGACCUCAUGCUUUUCUGCUGGUGAUCAGUCUGAAGGCAAGAUUCACAGAUGAGGAGAAGGCAGCUGUGAAGUGGAUCCAGGAUAAUUUUGGCACAGAUGCUUCUAUGUAUACCAUAGUCCUGUUCACACAUGCUGACUUGCUAGAUGAUAAAUCUGUGGACGACUUCAUAAGUGAGAGUGUACAUCUACGAAGACUGACCGAUCAGUGUGGAGGAAGAUACCAUUCGCUCAUCAAUGACCAGAGACGAAGCAGAAUGCAGGUCCAAGACCUUCUAGAGAUGAUAGAGAAAAUGGUGAAGGACAACGGAGGAAAACACUACACCAAUGAGAUGUACCAGAAAGCCCAGAAGAAACAAGAGGAGGAGCUGAAAAAGAAGAAGGAGGAGGAGGAACGAAUGAGGAAGGAAGAGGAAGAAAGGGUCAGAGAGGAGGAGAGAAGAAUCGCUUGGUGUAAAAAAAUGGCUCUCGCUUCCGUGGGACUUUUUGCUGAGAGAACACUAAAGAUUAAACCAGAGAUGUUGCGAGGAAGAAGUUGGACCCCAGCUUGCAUCCUGCUUGUGGUGAUCACAUUAUGCAGCCUAACUGCUCACUGCCAAAAUCAACGCAAAGGUUCUACACACCUGAAAGACCUGAGACUCAUUCUAGUUGGAAAAACUGGAUCAGGAAAGAGUGCUUCUGGAAACACCAUCCUGGGGCGUGAAAAUGCCUUUCAAGAGGCCAUGUCACCUGAGUCUGUGACUAAAGGCUGUAAAAGAGAAGAAGUCAAAAUAGAUGGCAAGAGCAUUGUUGUCAUCGACACUCCGGGGCUGUUUGACACAAAAAAUACACAAGCAGAUGUGAAAGUAAAAAUUGAGGAGUGUAUUAAUCAGUCAGUUCCUGGACCUCAUGCUUUUCUGCUGGUGAUCAGUCUGAAGGCAAGAUUCACAGAUGAGGAGAAGGCAGCUGUGAAGUGGAUCCAGGAUAAUUUUGGCACAGAUGCUUCUAUGUAUACCAUAGUCCUGUUCACACAUGCUGACUUGCUAGAUGAUAAAUCUGUGGACGACUUCAUAAGUGAGAGUGUACAUCUACGAAGACUGACCCAUCAGUGUGGAGGAAGAUACCAUUCGCUCAUCAAUGACCAGAGACGAAGCAGAAUGCAGGUCCAAGACCUUCUAGAGAUGAUAGAGAAAAUGGUGAAGGACAACGGAGGAAAACACUACACCAAUGAGAUGUACCAGAAAGCCCAGAAGAAACUUGAGGAGGAGCUGAAAAAGAAGAAGGAGGAGGAGGAACGAAUGAGGAAGGAAGAGGAAGAAAGGGUCAGAGAGGAGGAGAGAAGAAACGCUUGGUGUAAAAUGAUGAUUCUUGGUUCCUUGGGAGCUAUUGGCGUAGGAGCAUAUUUCCCCGCAUAUGCUCUCAUGACAGCAGGUGCAGGUCUUGGACUCACUGAAGGUUUUAAAUGUACUAUGGAAAUGUUUAUGUAGCUGUGUUACCUGUGACUAAAAGAAAAUAUGGAGGCAAUAAAUAAUAAUAAUAAUGCAAUUAAAGAGCGCUUUUCAAGGUACUCAAAGACACUUAAUUAAUGCCUUAACCUUAAAUAAGUAAUUGCUGGCUUACAGUAGCCCCCACUAUGACGUCUGUUAAUAAAUUUUGAAUUGAAAAUCAGUGUACAUGCUUUUUUAGUUAUUGGGAAUUAGGAAUGUGCUACAUGCAUAUGUUUCUAUAUAUGUGUAAUCAUGUGGGCUGAAAACAUUUUACAAUAAAGUGUGAAGUUCA
Messenger RNA from Thunnus maccoyii (southern bluefin tuna), 3602 nucleotides. Its product is annotated as GTPase IMAP family member 8-like. Lineage: Eukaryota; Metazoa; Chordata; Actinopteri; Scombriformes; Scombridae. Gene Ontology annotation, molecular function: ATP hydrolysis activity; GTP binding. The transcript has 9 exons. Bases 233 to 3310 code for a protein of 1025 amino acids. The record is from RefSeq and is a predicted model, not a curated record.